ACCUGGGAGUUGGAGGUUGCGGUGAGCCGAGAUCGCGCCAUUACACUCCAGCCUGGGCGACAAGAGCAAAAAACUCUGUCAAAAAAAAAAAGAAGUUGUGGAUCUUUCUGAUUCCUGAUCCAAUCUGUUCAGGCUGGGGCCGCCCUGGUCCUUCAAACCCGGCAGUGAGCUUGGACAGACCCAGAGGUGUUUACUCCAGAUCAUGUCUACCAUGAACGAAGCAGCCCACCGGCUGUCCAAAAGUGGGACGAGCCUCUAUGCAGUGCUGGAGCUUAAGAAGGGUGCCUCACCUGAAGACGUCAAAAAAUCCUACAGCCAUUCCCCAUUGCUUCCCCACCCUCCUUUUGGGUAUCGCCUGGGUAGGAAACUGGCCUUGCAGUAUCAUCCCGACAAGAAUCCAGGGAAUACUCAAGCAGCAGAAAUAUUCAAAGAGAUCAACGCAGCUCAUGCCAUACUGAGCGACCCUAAGAAGCGGAAAAUUUACGACCAGCAUGGCUCAUUGGGAAUAUAUCUGUAUGAUCACUUUGGUGAAGAAGGCGUCAGAUACUAUUUUAUUCUGAAUAGUUGUUGGUUCAAGACACUUGUCAUCCUGUGUACACUGCUCACUUGUUGCUGUUUCUGUUGUUGCUGCUGUUUUUGCUGCGGAACACUUAAACCACCACCUGAGCAGGAUAGUGGGAGAAAAUAUCAGCAGAACGUCCAGAGUCAGCCUCCAAGGUCAGGUGAGAACUGUAAGCAGGGGCUGUGAGGUAAGAAAUGCCUGGAUUGGGAAUGAAAGAAAUGAUUGGGGUCAGGUGUGUUGGCUCAUGCCUGUAAUCCCAGCACUUUGGGAGGGCGAGGCGGAUUACCUGAGGUCAGGAGUUUGAGACCAGCCUGGUCAACAUGGAAAAACCCUGUCUCUACUAAAAAUACAAAAAUUAGCUGGGCAUGGUGGCACCUGCCUGUAGUCCCAGCUACUCGGGAGGCUGAGGCAGAAGAAUUGUUUGAACCUGGGAGGUGGAGCUUGCAGUGAGCCGAGAUCGCGCCACUGCACUCCAGUCUGGGCGACAGAGCAAGACUCCGUCU
Mandrillus leucophaeus (drill) is the source of this 1065-nucleotide messenger RNA. RefSeq names its product DnaJ (Hsp40) homolog, subfamily C, member 5 gamma (gene DNAJC5G). The transcript is spliced from 6 exons. The coding region runs from base 203 to 748 and encodes 181 amino acids. The record is from RefSeq and is a predicted model, not a curated record. NCBI's taxonomy places the organism in Eukaryota, Metazoa, Chordata, Mammalia, Primates, Cercopithecidae.